Messenger RNA from Neocloeon triangulifer, 2404 nucleotides. RefSeq lists its product as uncharacterized. The record is from RefSeq and is a predicted model, not a curated record. The coding region runs from base 284 to 2179 and encodes 631 amino acids. The transcript has 13 exons. Lineage: Eukaryota; Metazoa; Arthropoda; Insecta; Ephemeroptera; Baetidae.
CAACACAAAAAACCACUUAGACAAAAUUUAUUGGUUCAAUUAGUUAAGUGGAUAAAGAAAAACCGAUUACCGGUUUUUCUAACCAAUUACUGGUUUUUCUAUACCAAUAUUGACGAAUUAUCUAUUUUUCAGCCUAGAUUUAUUAUAAAAAAUACAUUUGUUUACAAAUAUUGAUUUCUUUUGCGAUAGAGGAUUACACACAUUAAAAAUUUCUCACCGGUUAAUACCGGUAUAUCUGUCGUCAUGGCGUGGUCUUGGUGAUGUACCACGUUUGAGCUCCAAAAUGAAAUUGAUUUUGCUGCUUUUAUUUGCCGUGGCAAUCGAUGCGAUCGAGUUCCGGCAAGGCCUCCAAUUUUCAACAUGCGAAAGUGUCAAUGACACCAACGUGGAAUGGAUUGGACUCGAUCAUUUCACCCAGGAAGUAGUUUUGAAUGAAAGAAAGCUGCAGGCUCAUUUCGGAUGGACUGAUUACAACUUGAGCAAUCUGCCCAGGGGCGUGGCUAUUCCCAAUUUCAUCGGGAAAAAGAUCGAAAAUGGGUUUCCACCAAGUGAAGGCUUUGAUAUUGGCAACUGGUCUUCAGAUACUCUGUAUUUUAAAUACAGUGGGAAGGAAGCGGUUUUAUCCAUUGACGAGAACAACAUUCCUCUGCCGAAUGGAGUUUGGACAGAAGUCAUUCUGUCGAGACGUAGUAGGGGACGCGUCCUUGUGCAAAUUGGUUCCAGCAUCAGUGUUGUGAAAAGCUCCCACGAUCAAAAUCGAAUUAAAGUCUCAGGCUUUGUUCGUCUAGUUGAUGGUCUAUCCAGUGUGUGGAGAAAAGAUUUAGCAAACUUGACGCUUAACUUUGAUGAGGGUUCGCAAGAAGCUUGUGUCACACUCUGGGCAUCAGAUAAUGUCGCAGGAAUUUUCAUGCUCAGCGGCAAUAGUCAACAGUACAUUCAGUUUAACACCCUAACUGAUUAUGUAUUGGUUCGAAGCAAUGUCAAUAUUGCACUCUCAGUUCUCGAGUCUGAAAACCUCACCGAGGACGAUUACGUUGUCGCCCUGUUAAGCCCAAUGACAUGUCCAGAAAGUGCAAUUGCCAUUCGAGAUGUCACUGUUGAUGGAUGCAAUCAAGGAUCAUAUAAAACCUGGACAGGAAGUUCAAAAGCAUGCCAUGCCUGUAGCAUCUGCGGUUUGGAGUCUUGUCGAUGCACUACCGAUUUUCACAAAUGCGGCGAGUUGGCUCCUGGCGACAGCACUACAACACAUUCUCCAUCAACUCGUCCAUCAACAACAACUCGCCUAUCAAAAACAACUCGUCCUUCAACACGCCCAUCAACAACAACUCGAGCAACAACUUUGUCGACAACAACAGACAUUCCAAUUAUUACUUGGCCGACCCUUGCACCCGUGCCUCCUGCACCCACACCUCCUGCACCUACCACAUCCAGUGUUUGGCUUUGGUUAUUUUGUGUCAUGAUCAUGCUUGCUUUGUGUGGAUUGGUGCUGCUGCUAGUUUGGAAAGGGCCUUGUUUCAGAAGAAGACCUGUUAGGAAUGUCCCUCCGUUGAAUGCUGCUGGUCCUGCACCCUCAUCAGCCCCUGCUGCUAACCAGCCUAUGAGUUGGCCAUCACCUCCUCGUAUACAUAGGCAAGAACCGGUCGGUCAUUAUGCUAAUGCAGGCGGACCACUUUUUCAAACAGUAGGCCGUGGCGCUAUCAAGAAAAUUCCGAGACACCCUGCUGCAUCUACUUGGUUUCCACCACCUGUGCCACCCCCGUCACUACCUCCGCCACUUCUUCCUGCACUGGCACCCCCAUCACUACCUCCGCCACUUCUUCCUGCACUGCCACCAAUGCCACAUCCCUCUCAAUCUUUUCCCUCGCCCCGUGCAUCUCCCAUGAUCCCUCUGCCUCCUCGUCCACCCUCCAUGCAUGCUCCGAUUCUCACAUCACAACCACCGCACGCAAACAUGCAAGCGCCCCUUGCCAUGCCCCCUGUCAUGCAGCACGCGUCCCUUGCUCCUCAAGCAUCGCACGCGUCCCCUGCUCCUCAACCACCGCACGCGUCCCCUGCUCCUCACGCUGCUCUUCCAACAAAUCCAUUUCGCUCUCACAUUCCUCGUUUAAUUCAAAAGAAGAAAGUUGUUAAAAAAACUGUUCCCACACGUACGAGCAUAAGAAUUGCUCGACGAAAGUGAAUAUAGAAUUUUUGUUGAGAGCGAAAAGACUUUGAAGGUACAAAAGAAAAAUUUUGUAAAAACUCAUUUUCAUAGUAGAGGGAUUUAUAAAUUUCUUACAAAAAUUUGGAGAAGAUUUAAGAAGUUUUGAGAGGGAAUUCAAAAAUUUUUGUGAAAUUGAAUUUAAAAAGAAAAUUUAAUUUUGUGUACAUGGAUUAGAUGAAUUUGUCAAGUGAUUCUUUAAAA